Molecule: messenger RNA, 456 nt
Organism: Vairimorpha ceranae
Lineage: Eukaryota; Fungi; Microsporidia; Nosematidae
Product: ring u-box domain-containing protein
Exons: 1
Coding region: 1-456 (151 amino acids)
Biological process (GO): protein import into peroxisome matrix
Cellular component (GO): peroxisomal membrane
Molecular function (GO): zinc ion binding
Source: RefSeq, a predicted model, not a curated record
AUGACUUUAGGUGAAUCGGAUGAAAAGAAAAAAAUACGAAAAAAGACUAUAAAUCUGCUAUUUCAUAACGAAGAAGUAGAUGCUAAUAAAACGGAUUCUGCUUGUUUAAUUUGCCUUGGUUCAUACAUUAAUCCUGUUAGCACGUCUUGCGGGCAUGUUUUUUGUUGGAAUUGUAUUGAAGAAUGGUAUUUAUCUAAUAAACAUGAAUGUCCAGUUUGUAGAAAUCAUUUAAGUCUUUUUGAUGUGACUAAAUGUAAACUUCAAGAUACUGAAAGAAUGGAAAAGUUUACUAAAAAUAGAAGGGUUAUUUAUCCUGGUUUGGCUAGAAACUAUAGAAGUUUUGGAGGGACUAUUCUUGAAGACGAAGAAAAUGACAGGCCUAGUUACAAGAUUUUAUUUGCAACUUUGUUGUUUUUCUCUGUUGGAUGGCUGAUAUAUAUUUUAAUUUUUGGCUAA